Trematosphaeria pertusa is the source of this 930-nucleotide messenger RNA. RefSeq names its product EF-hand superfamily Ca2+-modulated protein. The transcript has 3 exons. Bases 59 to 679 code for a protein of 206 amino acids. NCBI's taxonomy places the organism in Eukaryota, Fungi, Ascomycota, Dothideomycetes, Pleosporales, Trematosphaeriaceae. The record is from RefSeq and is a predicted model, not a curated record.
GUUGCGAGCUUCCGAAAGGCUUCCCGCAAGCGGGCCCCUUCUCCCGAGGGCAUACACCAUGCCGCCCAAGCGCCGCGCAGCAUCGACAAGAACAACGCUCAUUGCCAAACGCCCUUCAAAACUUGCGAAAGAAAACGGCCUGACCGCCGACCAAGAAGCCGAGAUACGGGAAGCGUUUAGCUUGUUUGCAGUACAUCACCCGGAUCAUGAGGACUCGAAAGAGGGUGUUCUGAGGAGAGACGAUGUACGCCGAUGCUUAAUAUCUCUGAACCUCGGCCCUGACAAAUCAGAAAUCCCUUCCAUUCUCUCAACCAUAGACCCGCUAAACACCGGCUUCGUCGAGUUCGUCCCAUUUCUAUCCUAUGCCGCCAUAGCCCUACACUCCAAGGAUGAAGACGAGGAACAAGAUGACGAAGACGACGAAUUCCACGCGGAGAGCAAUAUGGAAGAGGUCAGGGCAGCAUACAAGUUAUUCACUCAUGGUGGACCGGGACCGAUAACGCUCGCGCACCUGCGGAGAGUCGCAAAAGAGCUUCGAGAAGAUUUGCCAGAUGAGGUGCUCAAGGACAUGAUUCUGGAAGCCAACGGUGGCGUGAAGGGCAAGGGGAGAGACGUUGGUGGAGUGGGUCUGGAAGAGUUCGAGAGCGUGAUGAAGAGAGCUGGAUUGACAUUUGGAUGAGGUGUCUAGGGUGCUUUUACGAGCCAUGUGUAUAUGUCCUGCAUCUGAGCGUGGCGUUUCGGCGGGGCGUGUGUUUCUGGACAGAAUGGGAUGUGUUGGACCUAAACCGCAUCUCUUAUUUGGGCGGCUCGUACGCCUAGUGAGGAAUCGAACCAUUCGAAGGUAUUUUGCAGUUAAGAGAGCAAUAGCCCAGUGGAAAAGGUAUCCUUCUAAGUGGAACACAAUGGAAAUACCUAGUCAAUCAUAUCUUC